CGUCACACUCUCGCGAGAUGAGAAAUGUGACAUCAGGAAUAGCUGUCCGGCAGCAGUCUAGAAGCUUGACGUUAACGGAGCUGCGGGACAUUUAAACAGCGAUCCGGGACUGUGGGAUGUGUUAAGAAAACCCGGACUGUCCCUGAAAAAAGCGGGACUGCUGGGCGGUUGAUCUGUUAAAAUGGCUGGUGAAUGACCUUACUUUGCUUAUGGAAGGAUACACAACUUACACGCACAUGACUUUGGUAGGAUAAGGAUUUUCGAAUGAUUGGUGUUAAUUAUGGAUCCUGGUGGUGGUGGCCUAGGCCUGCAUGUAGAAGAAACCAAAAUACCCCAUGCCAUGAUCAUGCAGGACUUUGUGACUGGGAUGGCUGGCACUGCUCACAUUGAAGGAGACCACAUUGUUGUUUCUGUUCCUGAAGCUGUCUUAGUUUCGGAUGUUAUCACGGAUGAUGACAUUGCCCUGGAACAUGAUCUGUCUGAUGAAGUUGUCCAAGGCCCUGAUAUCAUCACAGAGGCAGAUGUUGUUGCUGAAAGUGUCAUUAUUCCUGAAUCAGUGCUGGAAACGGAUGUUGCCAUUGAGGAGGCUUUGGAUGACAGUCACCAUGUGUUGGAAUCAGACAUCAUUGCAGAAACCAUCACAGUUCCUGAGCAAGUAUUCGUGGCUGAUCUAGUCACAGACAGAGAUGUCCAGCUGGAGCAUGUAGUCCAGGACUCUAUCCAUGGAUCCCACUCGCCCACAAUGGUUUCCCAAGAGGUUCUUGUAGCCAGUUGUGAUGCUGUUAUCCAAGCACCCGCCAUUCAAGCCCCAGGUUCAUCUGUUACUAUAAAGACUGAAGAUGAUGAAAUAAAAAACACCUCUGAAGAUUAUCUAAUGAUAUCAUUAGAUGAUGUCGGAGAGAAGUUAGAGCACAUUGGCAGCGCUCCACUUAAAAUCAGCACAGAGGUCUCUCAAGGUGACAUGUCUAAAGAAGAUGGAUAUGGUUCUGAAGUGAUUAAAGUUUACAUAUUUAAAGCGGAGGCUGACGAUGAUGUGGAAAUAGGUGGUACAGAAAUUGUCACAGAAAGUGACUUUCACAAUGGGCAUCCCAUAGCCGGUGUGAUUGAACAAAGUGGCCUUGGCCGUAUGCAGCGGGAAAAGAUGGUUUACAUGGCAGUUAAAGAUUCUUCCCAGGAAGACGAAGACAUUGGUUGCGCUGAAAUAGCAGAUGAAGUGUAUAUGGAAGUCAUUGUAGGAGAAGAAGAAGCCGCUUCCCUUCCCGAUGCCCAAAAUGAAGACUCCGGCAUUAAUAAAACAUUUGUUCCUGUGGCCUGGGCAGCUGCUUACGGCGAGGACCGAGAUCUUCCAAGAAAGUAUGGGGACUGGCAGGAAUCUGCAAAUAACAUUGAAUCUCGGUUAGAGAACAAAAACAGUUCAGCCACCCAGUACCUGCAGAUCUGUGACAGCAUUGCUGCAAAUCGAGCACUUAAACAGAAAGCCAAAAAAAGGAAGCGAGGGGAUGCACGGCAGUGGCAAACGGCUGUCAUAAUAGGGCCAGACGGUCAGCCGUUAACCGUAUAUCCUUGUCACAUAUGUGGGAAAAAGUUUAAAUCCAGAGGGUUUUUGAAGAGGCACAUGAAGAAUCACCCGGAUCACAUGAUUAAAAAGAAGUACCAGUGCACAGACUGCGAUUUCACCACCAACAAAAAAGUCAGUUUCCACAAUCACCUCGAGAGCCACAAGCUCAGCAACAAGGUGGACAAAUCGCAAGAGUUUACAGAAUACACCAGGAGAUACCGAGAGGCGAGUCCUUUGAGCUCUAACAAGCUGAUACUGAGAGACAAAGAUCCGAAACUGCACAAGUGCAAGUACUGUGACUAUGAGACGGCUGAGCAGGGACUCCUCAAUAGACAUCUCCUAGCUGUCCAUAGCAAGAACUUUCCUCAUGUGUGUGUUGAAUGUGGCAAGGGAUUUCGGCAUCCCUCGGAGCUAAAGAAGCACAUGAGGACCCACACAGGGGAAAAACCGUAUUUGUGCCAUUUCUGCGAGUUCCGAUGCGCCGAUCAGUCAAAUUUAAAAACUCACAUUAAGAGCAGACAUGGCACAGAUUUGCCCUUCAAGUGCGAGCAGUGCCCACAGGCAUUCACCGACGAGAAGGAACUCCUGCGGCACACGGAGCUUGUUCAGGGCCACAAAACUCAUCAGUGUCCCCACUGCGACCACAAAAGCACCAACUCAAGUGACCUUAAACGGCAUGUUAUCUCUGUGCACACAAAGGAUUUCCCUCACAAAUGUGACGUUUGCGAGAAAGGAUUCCAUCGCCCUUCCGAACUCAAAAAACACAGCGACACCCACAAAGGCAAAAAGAUCCAUCAGUGCAGACACUGUGACUUGAAAACGUCUGACCCUUUUAUAUUGAGCGGGCAUAUACUCUCCGUGCACACCAAGGAUUUGCCCUUCAAAUGCAAAAAAUGCAAGAGAGGAUUCAGGAUUCAGCCUGAGCUUAAAAAGCACAUGAAAACCCACAGCGGCAAAAAGGUUUACCAGUGUCAGUAUUGUGAGUACAGCACUACCGACGCCUCCGGAUUCAAGAGGCACGUCAUCUCCAUACACACGAAAGACUAUCCCCAUAGAUGUGAGUUUUGUAAAAAGGGAUUCCGAAGGCCGUCGGAAAAAAAUCAGCAUAUAAUGAGACACCAUAAAGAGGCAUUAAUGUAAUGUGCACUAUUGGGGUAUCGAAGGGAAGGGACAUCAGAUAAGCUAUUCACCUUGUUCCAGUGUCUGCCAUUCAGUGUAAAAUAACAUAUUGGGGCAUGGCAGGAUCAGGACAAUACACUACAAAGCAGGAUCAGAUAUCAUGAUUCUUUCAUGAACAGGUUAAGAGCACUGAAAGGGCUUCACGCUCUACCCUAGAGCAGGGAUAGCCAGCCUACAUCAUUCCCACCGUUGCUCAACUACCAGAAAUCUUUCAAGCCAAUAAAAUCAGGCCUGUUGAGAGUUUUAGUUCAGAAUCAGCUAGAGAGCCACAACAGGAGGGAAUGAAAAGGAUGUGGAUAAUUACUGCUUAGUCAUUGUUUUACAUUGUGCCUAUAAAGCGAUACUGUUACAGUUGGUCAACAGUAAAGACCAGGGGUGUAAAGCUCACAGCCUACCAGCUGCUGUAAGACUAUCCAUACGUCUAUAUCCCCAGCAUGUGAGGCUUGUGGGAGUCCUAGUUCAGAACAGCUGGAGGGCCGCCAGUGCAACGUUCCCGGUUUAGGCAGCUUCUUCCAUUUCACUGGGAAACUCAAGGUGCAGUGAUUUAGAUAUGACGUGAUACGGCAGCGUUAGAACUCUAAGGUCGCAAACUGCAAGUUGUUAAGGUGCUAGAAUAAAUGACUUUUGUACAUAUUUUCCAUUUUUAUCUGGUGUUGCUGCUGAAUGUUGUUUGGUGGACACUUGUUUUAUUGUAUGUAUGGGUCUAAAGCUUUUUUUAACAGUAUAUACGUAACAGACAGAUUUAGCACUAUUUCUUCUUCUUCUGACUGCGUCAUCUGAGAUAGUUGAUCGGGAUGAAUAGGUUUAAGCCUUGGCCUCCUGAAUGCUCCCCUAUGCAUUUCUCUGCAAAUGGAAUGUGCACUGGGAUUGUUUGUUGAGCUGAAAGGCCCAUGAAGCUUAACACUCAUCUGAUCCCCCAGAUAUUGCUGCUAAUGGGGAGAUUUAGCACAGCCAUGUGUAGCGUUGCAAUUCAUAAAGCCUAGGUUACCAUCUAUUCUGUUGAGAUGAUAUAUAUAUAUAUCUAUAUAUAGUAUUUAAUCAGAACCCAUUGCUCACUCUGCAGAACGGCACCAGUUCUUCCGUUUACAGUGUAUAAAAUAUGCAUCCCUUGGAAACAAUUCUGUGUGUUAGCAUGCUGCACCGCCCAAUGUGCUUACAUCCGUCUUCUUGUAAGAGAACUGUCCAUUCAUCUUUGACUUUUUUUUUUAAAGUGUUUUUUUUUUUAAUUAAUUCAUGUUGCACAGUCUUCUAGAGAAGACUCUAAAUCCAUGUCGGCGUGUCUGUGUUUCUGAUCAAAUUUAUUUUCCUGUUUUGCACAUGUGAGAAUCUCUUCCUUUGGUUUUUAUACGAUGGAAAUGAACUUCAGAACGCUGUUGUUUCUGGAGAGCGAAACCUUCCGGAACGAAAAUAAAAACCUUUGUCGUUUAUGUGGCUGUAAAUGAUGUAAACGCUGUAAGAUAAGACUGUACCUGGUACCGUGGAAUUAUUUCUUCAUGUGUUUACUCGUAAUGAGCAUACAAUAAAUAUGCGCAUCUCUUGCACAUUUACCGGA
Molecule: messenger RNA, 4289 nt
Organism: Xenopus laevis (African clawed frog)
Lineage: Eukaryota; Metazoa; Chordata; Amphibia; Anura; Pipidae
Gene: znf711.L
Product: zinc finger protein 711 L homeolog
Exons: 10
Coding region: 281-2698 (805 amino acids)
Biological process (GO): regulation of DNA-templated transcription; regulation of transcription by RNA polymerase II; positive regulation of transcription by RNA polymerase II
Cellular component (GO): nucleus
Molecular function (GO): DNA binding; RNA polymerase II cis-regulatory region sequence-specific DNA binding; metal ion binding
Source: RefSeq, a predicted model, not a curated record